AUGGAUGCUCAGGUUGAAUUGUUGCGUCAGUUCGUGAAUAUUUGCAAAAGCAAUCCGGCAAUUUUGCAUGAGCCAAGAUUCGAAUUCUAUAGGGAUUAUCUUGAAAGUCUUGGUGCAAAACUUCCACCCCCACCAACAGAACCAAAUGAAACGAAAUCAUUCGAGCCAGCUGGUCACAAUGAGGAACCACCAAUGAGCGAAGAACAAGUGAAACCAGAAGAGGAACUGGAGCUGGACAUGUCGGGAGUAAUAAAGGGCGAAGAAGAUGAGCCGCUUCCAAUGGGUGAUAACAAUAAAGAGAUAACUGAAGAGGAUAUGGAAAAAGCAACUGAGCAACGAGUGCUUGCCGUGAAUGCAUUCAAUGAAGGAAAUUUUGAAAAAGCUGUGGUACAUUUUACUCAUGCCAUCGAACUGAAUCCAGGACUGGCUCUUUUGCACGCCAAAAGGGCGAAUGCGCUUCUAAAAUUGAACAAGCCAAAUGGUGCAAUCCGCGACUGUGAUAAAGCAAUUUCAUUAAAUGCGGACUCAGCACAAAGCUAUAAAUUUCGUGGACGAGCUCACAGGUUACUUGGCAAUUUCGUGGAAGCUCACCGUGAUCUAGCCAUGGCAUGUAAAUUGGAUUACGAUGAUGAGGCAAAUGUUUGGCUUAGGGAAGUCGAACCAAACGUAAUUUCUUUAAAAUUUUUGCAUAUUGAUACAUUAUUGAGUACAUCACUUUAA
Loa loa (African eye worm) is the source of this 720-nucleotide messenger RNA. RefSeq names its product TPR Domain containing protein. The transcript is spliced from 6 exons. Bases 1 to 720 code for a protein of 239 amino acids. The record is from RefSeq and is a predicted model, not a curated record. Gene Ontology annotation, molecular function: protein dimerization activity; Hsp70 protein binding. NCBI's taxonomy places the organism in Eukaryota, Metazoa, Nematoda, Chromadorea, Rhabditida, Onchocercidae.